AGGAAACCUAAUAACAAAGAAGAAGCCAGCUCAGUAGAAUUUCAGAUGUGGCAAUGGCAUCUGCUGCAAUCAGUUCAGUUCCUACCACUGCAUCUCGUUUUGCUUUACUACAAGUCAAAAGCGAUACUAAUUCGGAACCUGGAAAAGGAAGAAGUGGCCGAGGUGCCAGUAAAUCUCAGGCUUCAGGGGGAAGAUCAUCUAUAAAUGAGAAAAAAAGAAAGAAAAGAAGAAAAAAGAAAGAACAGCAGCAGAGUGAGGCCAAUGAGCUCAGAAACCUUGCUUUUAAAAAGAUUCCUCAGAAAUCCUCACGUGGAGGCUAUCUAUCUCAGCAUGAACAAAAACUGCAUGCUGCAAUGCAGAAGGACUCUCAGGAAGAAAUUUGGCAGGAGUGGAGACACAGAGAUGAGCAGCUGACAUCUGAAAUGUUUGAAGCUGAUCUUGAAAAAGCAUUGCUGCUAAGCAAACUGGAAUACAAAGAGCACAAAAAGGAACAAGAAAACUUUGAAAAUACUUCACCUCAGUCAAAGUCUGUGAAUAAGAAUGAGAAAAAGAACCAGCAAGGAAAAGACAAACCUCUCACUGUGUCUCUGAAAGACUUUCAGUCAGACAGUAAUAUAGAUAACCUUGCUAAAAAACAUGAGGACCUGAAGACUUCACAGUCUUUGUUGCGUGAUGGAGGAUUUUUCAACAAGCUGGAAGAUGAUGUUCACAGAAUACUUGAAAGAGAGAAAAGGAGAGUCCAGCUCACUGAUUACAGUGAGACAGAUAACUGCACAUCUCAUGAACACAACCAGGAGAGUGUUUUGAAAGACGGAAAAACAGAACGACUAAAGCUUGAGCUUGAAAAGAAAGAUGCAGAAAUUGAGCAACUGAAAAAUACAGUAACUCAGUGGGAGGCCAAGUAUAAAGACGUAAAAGCAAGAUAUGCACAGCUUCUGAAGAUGAUGCAAGAAGGUGAAA
Messenger RNA from Pterocles gutturalis (yellow-throated sandgrouse), 960 nucleotides. RefSeq names its product G kinase anchoring protein 1 (gene GKAP1). The record is from RefSeq and is a predicted model, not a curated record. The annotation marks the transcript as partial. Gene Ontology annotation, cellular component: Golgi apparatus. Gene Ontology annotation, biological process: signal transduction. The transcript is spliced from 8 exons. NCBI's taxonomy places the organism in Eukaryota, Metazoa, Chordata, Aves, Pterocliformes, Pteroclidae.